CUCCUUCAAUCGGACCGGUUUAUUUCUUCAUAAUCGAGUUAGGGUUUGGUGAAAACGUCUAAACCCUCCUUCAAUCGGACCGGUWAGUCCYMUMCCGGCGGAAAUGGCGGACGCCAUUUGCAGAGUCCUCCGUGACGGAGCACUAGAAGGUGAACACGCAACGUCUCUCACGAUAAACGACUCUGUUGACUCACCGUUCGGUCCCAUCGUAUUCGAUUACAUUUUUACUCAGCUAUCGUCCUACAUUUCUUCGGGGAAGUCUCAGUCUCGAGGUGUUGUGCUCGUGGCUUUUUCUAGGAGUCCUUCGUUCAUAGUUGAAUUGCUUAAAAGCAGAGGAAUUGAUAUAACAACUACACACGAAUGGUUGAGGAUUUUAGAUUGUUAUACUGAUCCUCUGGGUUGGAAGGAACGGCUUAAAGAGCGUGGAGCCAUUAAAACUCCGUCAACAGAGGCUUCACUUAUUGUUAAUCUUUGCAAAGAUGUGAGAAACUUGGAUGAUUUGUUCUCUUUGAUUAUUGCGUUAGGAAAAGGACUGGUUGGGGAGGGGAAAAAUCGUUUCUCGGUCGCCAUCGACUCGGUAAGCGAGAUGCUAAGACACACAUCCUUGUCUUCAGUCGCUAGCCUUUUAAGCAAUAUCCGGAGCCAUGCCCAGAUAUCUAGUGUCUUUUGGCUACAUCAUUGUGAUCUCCAUGAUAUGAAGACCGCUGCUGCCUUCGAAUACAUGUCUUCAAUGGUGGCUAAUGUAAAACCACUUUCUACAGCAACAAACGUAUUAAGAGAGAACUCUGAGAACCUUUCUUUGCUUGAACAAAAUUACAAACGAGGGCAAUUUCAUGCAUCUCUCAAGCGCAGAAAUGGACGUGUUAGGAUUAUGUGUGAAGAGUUCUCUAUUGAACAAUCGCUCAUCAAAUUCACAUCUUUGUCAGCUGGGAAGAACGAAACUGCACAGAGCCUUGUUCCUAAGGUGCAAUUCAAUCUUCAGCUUUCCGAUAAAGAACGAAGUGAUAGAGCAAAAGUUGUACUUCCGUUUGAACACCAGGAAACGGGGAAAUCAGUUCAAAUUUAUGAUGGGCGUAGAUCCGUGACCGAGGGCAAACACGUAUCAAGCAUUGAGAAAUUGCAAAAACAGGAGGAUCCUGGAAGGGGAGAGAUCAUAUAUUUCCGUGAUUCAGAUGACGAGAUGCCGGAUUCUGAUGAGGACCCAGAUGAUGAUUUGGACAUAUAAAUCCAUAUAUUCUUGCUACACAAGGGAAACGUGGUUCAUUACGUUCAAUCGUGAGGCUUCGCCAAUUGAUAUAGGAUAUAAGGUGAGAUCAAGUGUAGUAAAGAUUGAAGACCACAGCCCCCAGCUCACAUCACUUCUCGCUGUUCUGAGACGGUUUCUGAAAAUACGAAUGAUUUCCAAAUGUAUUGUUCUUAUUUGGAGCCUAACAUCAGUUAGACAUGAACCAUCAAAGCGAUGUUGUACGUGUGGGAACAAAGUUUUUUUUUUAUGGAGAUUGAGAAGGUUCCAUACAUGCUAACGUGGUAGCAGAGCCGGGGUUUAAUAUCGUCUAGGUAUGAGUGGGGAGGGGGUGUUGGAGUCCCACAGACAUACACCAUCAAACAUGUAUAUAUAUGGGAGAACCUUCAUUCACUUUACAAACGUUUGAGAUUUCAUAUAUCCGGUAUUAUGUGGAAUUUAGAAUUGGAUUUCAUUCCAAACUUGCUUUUGGUUUGAGAUGUUCGGA
Cynara cardunculus var. scolymus (artichoke) is the source of this 1730-nucleotide messenger RNA. RefSeq names its product elongator complex protein 5. The transcript has 9 exons. Gene Ontology annotation, cellular component: cytosol; elongator holoenzyme complex; nucleus. The record is from RefSeq and is a predicted model, not a curated record. The coding region runs from base 104 to 1225 and encodes 373 amino acids. Gene Ontology annotation, biological process: tRNA wobble uridine modification. Lineage: Eukaryota; Viridiplantae; Streptophyta; Magnoliopsida; Asterales; Asteraceae. Gene Ontology annotation, molecular function: tRNA binding.